This is a messenger RNA of Monopterus albus (swamp eel), 1907 nucleotides long. RefSeq names its product peroxisomal biogenesis factor 11 alpha (gene pex11a). Gene Ontology annotation, biological process: peroxisome fission. Gene Ontology annotation, cellular component: peroxisomal membrane. Bases 296 to 1036 code for a protein of 246 amino acids. The record is from RefSeq and is a predicted model, not a curated record. NCBI's taxonomy places the organism in Eukaryota, Metazoa, Chordata, Actinopteri, Synbranchiformes, Synbranchidae. The transcript has 3 exons.
ACGUCGAAAAAAUCAGACCGGCUUUUGGUGCGUUUGUGUAGCUGUCCGGAGUGAAACAAGUUAAUGUUGACCAGUUGUCAUGUAUCAAAUAAAACUGCUCGGGACCUUUAAGUCAGCUUUUGUGUGACCAUGUAUGAAGUUUCCUAAUUUAGAGCAUCUGUCUGAGUUUUAGUCGGCAACAGUAGAUGGAUUUAGCGAGGUUAACGUAUCUCAGGGUCCGCUGUUUAACGAGGGUUCACCUUUGCUGUCACUUUACCUAGCUAACUAGGACCAGCUGUUCGUGGUCGACAAAACCAUGGACGCAGCAGUAAAAUUCACAAGUCAAAGUCAAGGAAGAGAUCGCAUAUUCAGAGCAGUCCAAUAUGCAUGUACCCUGUCGGUAUAUCUACUCCGAAACAACUCGAAAAGAAAGGAAGUUGUGGCAAAACUUAAAAGUCUGGAAGCCAACAUGAGUGCUGGACGAAAACUGUUCAGGCUGGGAAGCACAGUAAAUUCCAUUGAGGCUGCUAGGCGAACCAUGCAGCUCUCUGACCUAGUGCUGUGCCUGUGCCUCACUGCAGCCAACAUCAACCGCGCCCUCUACUUUAUCUGUGACAAUGUACUUUGGGCCAGAAGUGCCGGUCUUAUCCGUGAUAUUGACAAGGACCGCUGGAGCCUAAAUGCCUCUCGGUGCUACCUCCUCUCGCUAGUUAUGAAUUUGACCAGAGAUGUUUAUGUAGUCUCCCAGUUAAUGUGGAAGAGAGCAAGAGAUGAACACUUUAGACAGAAAAGGGAUCAGCAUCUGAGUGAAAGUCCUGAAGUAGCAGAAGUUGUUAUUCCUCAGUUGGAUGCUUUUCUCUUCUUGCUGUUGGAAAGUCUAAGAUCACAUCCGGCUGUUGCCUUGGACACACUGAAAAACAUAUGUGAUCUUUUCAUUCCCUUGGACAGGUUGGGUAUAUACCACUCUAAUGCAGGAGUGGUGGGAUUUUGUGGCCUGAUAUCCUCAGUGAUCGGGAUCAUUACCCUCGCACAACCCAACUUAAGAAUCAAACCGUGAUAACAAGGGUGGAGAUAAACCUUAUAGAUGCAUAAAAAUGUUAUUCAUGACAAGCUUUAAAAUGAUUUUACCUUAUUUAGUUGGAACUGUAAUGGUGCUUUGGGGUUAGUCUGGUGCAUAAUGAGCCCGCAACAAAUCGCAAACACAUUUUGUAAUGUCUUUGUAAGAAUGGCAUUUAUGGCUUAUACCCAACUAAAGCCAGCAACAACUGAAGGACGUGCACAUUUAUGGAAUAACUGGAUUUUUGUUUUUCAACAGAUUUUUUUAAAAUUACAUUUAAAACACUAUUUUGAAAGACAUCAAAUCACAUUUUUAUGGCAUUUGUAUUUUUUCAGUUUAUACCAUCCAAGGAUAAAUAAAGGAUGCCACACAAAACACCUAUACCACAGGCAAUGUUGAAACUAUUGUACUUGUUGAUGCACACUUGUGCUGCUUGUCUAUUUUUGUACCUAUAUUUUAGAAAAGCGUUAAGGUCCUAAUCUUGGUGGUGUGAUCACUUUAAGACUGCUCUGCACACUGUUUUGUGAUGAAAUGCUGCUACAGGCGACUCUUGGAUGCAGGCAAACAUUAAGCUGCUAACCAAAAGUGCUUCAAGUGGAUAAAAAAAGUAGUUUAUAGAGCUCAGGGAAUUAUCUCACCUCAACAGAAUACACUGUUUGUUAAAGAAGCAGCUCAGAAAAGAUACAAAAAUGAAGAAAUGUACAAAAAGCAACUAUGCAGAUCAGGUUAGACCUACUGCUUUAAAUAAAUGUUUAAAUUGAAUUCUUAGCAUAUAGUCUAGGAAUGGCAUGCACAUGUAUGAAUGUUUUUUGGUCACUGUGAGACGGGUAAUAAAGAUGGUCAAGGAAAAACUAGAAAUGCCAAAUUCCUC